AUGCCUACCGAUCCCGAACGCGCCGUCUCCUACGCCGCCCUCAUCCUCGCCGACGACGCCACCCCGAUUACGCCCGAGAAACUACAAGUCCUGCUCAUAGCCGCGGGAAUCGAGGACGUCGAGCCCAUCUGGACCACGCUGUUCGCCAAGGCGCUUGAGGGCAAGGACGUCAAGGACAUCCUCACCGAGGUCGCGAGUGCGGCUGGUGGGGUGGUUGCGGGUGGGAAGAUUGUGGAUGGGAAAUUUAAGGAGAAUGCCGAGGAGAAGGAUGGAGAGAAAGAUGGCGGGGACGAGGAGGGGUCCGAUGACGAGGACAUGUACGGGGAUUUCGGAUUGUUUGAUUAG
This is a messenger RNA of Parastagonospora nodorum SN15, 345 nucleotides long. RefSeq lists its product as hypothetical. The record is from RefSeq and is a predicted model, not a curated record. Gene Ontology annotation, biological process: cytoplasmic translation. The transcript has a single exon. NCBI's taxonomy places the organism in Eukaryota, Fungi, Ascomycota, Dothideomycetes, Pleosporales, Phaeosphaeriaceae. Gene Ontology annotation, molecular function: ribonucleoprotein complex binding; structural constituent of ribosome; protein kinase activator activity. Bases 1 to 345 code for a protein of 114 amino acids. Gene Ontology annotation, cellular component: cytosolic large ribosomal subunit.